AUGUACUCACAGAUGUAUUAUGAAGAUCACGUCAAGGUUGAUGCUGAUGCUGCGAUCGCUGCUGAGGAACCUGAAGAGAUCAAAACAGAAGUUAGGAGACGACACCAAGAAGCCCUGGAUAAGUGGAGACAAACCCGUGAACUAAAUAGAGCUGGGCUUGUUGAGGAGGCUGACGAAGAGACAAAAAAGAAGUAUGGACUGACUUACGGGGGCCUCAAGUUUACCUGUAUUGCUGGCGGACGAAACCCUAUCACUGGAGAAGUGGUGGUCUUGGACUUUCAUCUUGGAGACACUGAAGAAGGAGCCGACUUCUCUGCACACUACCCUAGGUUCUCUGAAGUUCAAGCUGUGUAUGCUACCUUCCUGUGGGAGGCACUCUCUUUGACGCUCUCAGCAUAUAAUAACAAUGUGCAGGCAUUAGAGAGGGACAAUGAACAUGACCACUGCAGUGGAGUGGAUGAGGCCGAAGGUGGGAAUGUUGAGAGCGGUGAGGAUGAGUUGGAGAAUGACACUUAUAAUGUGCUGGAAGAGCGCGACCUGAGUGGUGAGGACUGGGAUUCAGGGAACGACACUUAUACUAUGUCAAAAGAGUGCAACCCUGGGCCCAUACCAAGCCUUGCAACACCCUCCGAGUUGGCGUCACAAGACUUUGAUUCCUUCUGGACAACAAUGCCCACAUUGGUUACUGACGUACUGGGCAACACCAAUCACAAUAUCGCCCUUCAAGGUGUCAGCGCAUCAGACUUUGCUGAAAUUGAUAGGCUGCUUGCGGUGAUGCCGCAAGUUGAUUUGAAUUUCUUCGAUAACCUGCAAGUCCCCAGCUUCAGCUCAGGGCCCGAGUACAACAAUUUCACAAUCUCAGAGUCACAAUCCACUGCAGGGUCAGACUAUAAUUUCAUGUUCAAUGAUUUCUCCUUCACAGGAAGUGACUUUGAGACUUCAACACCCCGUUCAAGCCCUAGUCCAACAUGUCCUGUCCACGAACUUGAAGAAAUACCCACCAGCAUCAGUUCAGACUUCACCCUUUCAUGUGUCACACUACCUGCAGCCCCUCCAGUGCAAUUGCCAGAACAACAACCUGAAGGUCCAUGCCAAACUAUGCGCCGCCAUGUCCCAUCAACACGUAAACAGGCACUCAAUGCAAUUGGAUCUUCAAAGUCUCGUGUGUGCCUGUCGGGAGAUGUUGGAAAAGAGAAUUCACUAUCUGGAACGAAGCGGAAGGCAGGUGCUAUCAGUGGUGCCAACAAUUUCACUUCGCAGCGCAUGGAUUGCGCACAAUACCCAUUAGCUCAUUGA
Suillus plorans is the source of this 1296-nucleotide messenger RNA. RefSeq lists its product as uncharacterized. The coding region runs from base 1 to 1296 and encodes 431 amino acids. NCBI's taxonomy places the organism in Eukaryota, Fungi, Basidiomycota, Agaricomycetes, Boletales, Suillaceae. The record is from RefSeq and is a predicted model, not a curated record. The transcript is spliced from 9 exons.